This is a messenger RNA of Cuscuta europaea, 1055 nucleotides long. The record is from the annotation of a GenBank genome assembly. NCBI's taxonomy places the organism in Eukaryota, Viridiplantae, Streptophyta, Magnoliopsida, Solanales, Convolvulaceae.
GAAAGAAUUGGCUAGUGAUCUGUGGAGGUAAAUAACUUUAAAUAACCUUUUUUUUAAUGUUUCAGUUUGGGUCGCCACAUGGUCCGAUUGUGAUGAGAGUGAUUUUUGGGCCCUAUUUAUGAAUGCAUCAUCGUUAUUCUGAAACGGAGUUUAGCUAAGCAGGCAGAUUGAUGCCAAAUUUUUAAGUCCAGCCCAUCAUUGAAAGUUCGAAACACUUACAAAACUCACCCCAAAAACCCUAGUUUACUCCUGCUCUCCAGUCGCCGAAACCACAAUACCACCUGAAAAAAAUUGCCGAUGGCACCUGCCCCUAUCAUUGAAGAACUCGAGGUUAAGAAGAAGCUGCAUCCGGAAGAUGCGCCAGUUGUGGAAGACGUAAAUGAGGAAGACGAGCACGACGACCUCGAUGAUUCCGACGAUGAAGACGAUGAUAAGGAAGAUGGGGCUCAAGGUGGGAAUGAAAGUUCAAAGCAGAGCAGGAGUGAGAAGAAGAGUCGUAAGGCAAUGCUGAAACUUGGAAUGAAACCCAUUCCAGGUGUUAGCCGUGUUACUAUUAAGAGAACUAAGAACGUAUUAUUCUUCAUCUCAAAGCCAGAUGUGUUUAAAAGUCCAAAUAGCGAGACCUAUGUGAUAUUUGGGGAGGCAAAGAUUGAAGACUUGAGCUCUCAACUCCAGACACAGGCUGCCCAACAGUUUAGGGCUCCAGCAGAAUUGGGUGGUUCGGCUGGGGCUAAGCCCGGAGAUUCUACUGCGGCUGUGCAGGCAGCUGAGGAAGAAGAAGAAGACAUUGAUGACAGCGGAGUUGAACCUCGGGACAUUGAUUUGGUUAUGACACAAGCUGGUGUUUCCAAGUUCAAGGCUGUUAAGGCUCUGAAGGCCCAUGAUGGUGACAUUGUUAGCGCCAUUAUGGAGCUCACUACUUGAAUAACUCUUAGAUUAUGGAGUUUGGGUUCUGGAACAGAUUUUGUUUUCCAUUUUAUCCUAAUUAUCCCAACUGGGGAACCCUGUGUUGCCGAGUUGUGCAUGAUUUUCUUGAAUCCAUAUUGUUUAAUGCA